ACCGCGCGCCGAGGCUCCUUAGCCGCGCGCCGAGCGGUUGAUCGCCGUAGCCACCGCAGCCUGCGCUCCUCACUCUGUGGCUCCAUCCGCCAUUGUAGGCCAAUAAUCCGUUAUGGAGCAUGCCUUUACCCCGUUGGAGCCCCUGCUUUCCACUGGGAAUUUGAAGUACUGCCUUGUAAUUCUUAAUCAGCCUUUGGACAACUAUUUUCGUCAUCUUUGGAACAAAGCUCUUUUAAGAGCCUGUGCUGAUGGAGGUGCCAACCGCUUAUAUGAUAUCACCGAAGGAGAGAGAGAAAGCUUUUUGCCUGAAUUCAUCAGUGGAGACUUUGAUUCUAUUAGGCCUGAUGUCAGAGAAUACUACGCUACUAAGGGGUGUGAGCUUAUUUCAACUCCUGAUCAAGAACACACUGAUUUUACUAAGUGCCUUAAAAUGCUCCAAAAGAAGAUAGAAGAAAAAGACUUAAAGGUUGAUGUGAUCGUGACACUGGGAGGCCUUGCUGGGCGUUUUGACCAGAUUAUGGCAUCUGUGAAUACCUUGUUCCGAGCGACUCACAUCACUCCUUUUCCAAUUAUAAUAAUCCAAGAGGAAUCGCUGAUCUACCUGCUCCAACCAGGAAAGCACAGAUUGCAUGUAGACACUGGAAUGGAGGGUAAUUGGUGCGGCCUUAUUCCUGUUGGACAGCCUUGUACGCAGGUUACAACCACAGGCCUCAAGUGGAACCUCAAAAAUGAUGUGCUUGCUUUUGGAACAUUGGUCAGUACUUCCAAUACCUAUGACGGGUCUGGUGUUGUGACUGUGGAAACUGACCACCCACUCCUCUGGACCAUGGCCAUCAAAAACUAACCUGUCAACUGGCAUCCAUAAGUGUGCCUCUGCCUUAUCUCAUUUCUCAACGGUUCAUUGCUCAACAAGAACGAUUCACCUGGGUUUGCAGGAAUCUAAACCUCUCUAGGGGAAGCCCACUGGGUUUAAAGAUGUUAGUGUUUAGAUAAUACAGGUAACAUAAAUGGCAGAUCUCAAUUUUAUAGUAGUGGGAAAGAUACAUGCUAAGAAAGCAAAUAAGCUCCGUUACAUUUGAUUGGAACCUAAUGGGAAUCAUUCCACUAUACAAUUCAGAACUGAUGAUUAUUCUUAUGUUAUUAAUCAUUCCAUUUAUCCUAGAAAAUUGUUUUUAAUUUGAAGCAGAGAUAAUUGUUGAGGUUCCUCUUGGGAGUCUAGAACAUCCUUAAAUGUCUAACAACAAGGGCUACCUCUGAGUACCUUUUAGUAUUAGUUUUCUGUAUAAGAUAUAUAUUAUCUUCUACUGAAAAAUAAUUCCUUUCAGAUUGGGGUGUUGUAAGUGCACCAGGUCACUCUGACCUUAUUACUGUCUUUGGUAUUGUCUUUUUUAAAUAAAUCAAGAAUCACUGACCUAAUUGUUAAAUUUAAAAAUAGGUAGUUAUUAUAAGCAAAGAGAAAUGAUGUGAAAGAUAAAUGAUGAUCCAUGGAGCCCUACUCACACAUUAACCCCCCCAACAUCACAACCUAGGUGGAAAAAGCUGUGUAGAGGAAACAAGCAUAAAUAUCAAAUUCGUUUCUGACAUAGCUUAGACUGAAAAACUGUUGGUUCAAAGACCAGAAGUGUGCUCACAUUACCAGAAAAUGAGUUUGUCUAUGGGGAUACAUGAACACCAUACACUAAGGAGCCUAACUCCAAAGCCUGCGUUCUCAUCCUAGUCUGAUAUUCACCUAAGUUUCCGGACCCCUUUCCUCAGCUGUAAAAUGGAAGCAGUUGGACUGAUGGUGUCUGAGGUUCUUUCCCACACUGAAAUUCUAAAUUUUGACACUUAGCAAUCAUAGGGCUGAUAAUACACAUAGUUACUGACUUAGCCUCAACAACCUGGUGCAUCAAAAUGUAUUCACCUUUCUUUUGUAAAGAGACCAUCUUCUAUCUUCUUUCCACCUUUCUCUAUGUUUUAUGAAACCAACUGUUGACAUACAAAUCAUGAUUGAAGGAGAACCUGUCCAACAUGUUUUAUGUACACAAAUCCCUAUGUUGCUAUAAGAAAAGUGACAGUAACUGUUUUCUUUUUGGUGCUAUGACAGUGUGAGACUCAGGUUGUCUGUAGAGAAUGAAAGAAGCAGUGACCCACGUGGCUGUGGCAUUUUCAGCACUUGUCAUUACUUUCUGCUUGACUGGAAGUUGAGACUCAGCCAUGUUUCCAUCUUCAGUUUCUGAAGACUAGUUAUAUAUUCCUGACUCAAAAUAUAUUCAUAAUAUAUAAAAGAAAUAUAUCUAUGAUUUUAAAAUUGUACUACCAAAGAAUGCAUGUUCUAUUUGUCCUGAAAAUGUUACCAGUGUUAAUAAAUGGAUACUUAUCAAAAAA
This is a messenger RNA of Rhinopithecus roxellana (golden snub-nosed monkey), 2367 nucleotides long. It is a transcript of the gene TPK1, whose product is annotated as thiamin pyrophosphokinase 1. The record is from RefSeq and is a predicted model, not a curated record. Bases 113 to 844 code for a protein of 243 amino acids. Gene Ontology annotation, biological process: thiamine diphosphate biosynthetic process; thiamine metabolic process. Lineage: Eukaryota; Metazoa; Chordata; Mammalia; Primates; Cercopithecidae. The transcript is spliced from 9 exons. Gene Ontology annotation, molecular function: ATP binding; thiamine diphosphokinase activity; thiamine binding.